AAGAUGGCUGAUAUCGCCAUGGGUGCGUGUUGUUUAUCAUCACGUUGAUCAAUGUUGAUCAUGAUCACGCUCUUAACAUUUUAUUUAUAAAUUUAACAAUAAAUUGACAAGAAAUUACCAUUUUCCUUAUGGACGGCGAAAACAAGGAUAGCAAUGCGGAUUAUGUGGAGUUUUUGCAAAAUCAAGUUUCUCGACUUAAUUCAGUAUUGAGUGCAUAUCAGCGAAAAUACCUUCCUAUUUGUGAAGAAGAUAUUAAGUUGGAAUAUCCAAUUCAACCCUGGCUCUGUGACUCAAGCAUUAUAUCUCCUCUACUUGCUGAAUACGACAACACAAUUCGAACCUUCAAGAAUGAAUUAAAUGAGUACAAGAAAGAACAGUCGUCUCUAAAGGAAAGAAUAGCCGAAGUUGUCCGUGAAAAUGGAAAAAUGUUGCAAGAGCGUCGAGUGACCUUGGAACGAGAAAUGGACAAAGCACCUUCUACAUUGAUAAUGCAGUCUGAGAAAUCUGUAAUCGACAAUAAUAUUGUGGAGAAUGUGCAAAAUCAACUUGAAAUAGCCAUAAAAGAAAGAGAUUACAACUGUGAAAUGCUCAAAAAAACAUCCCAAGAAUUGGAAGAACUUCAUCUUGUUCACAAGAAAGUUGCUGAAAGUUUGGCUGCAAAAGUGAAUGAGGCAAACGUUGUUAGGAAUGACUUAAUAAAGGCUCGUCGAUUUGCUGAGCAGUUACAGGCUACCAACAGAAAGAUAAAAGGGGAGAACGAUCAAUUUGUGGUUAUCAAUGAGUCCCAGAACCGAAAAAUUGAAAAAUUAAGCGAAGAUGUUCGACGUUAUAAAGCUGAACUGAAGUGUUUGACUUCAACCAACGACGAGUUUAAGCGGAGAUUGGAAGUUUUACGAGCGCAGUCCAAACUGAGAGAAAGAGACAAAGCUUUAUUGAGCAGCAAAGAGCAAGAUGUAGAAUCUCGUUUUGAAGAAUAUAGAACAAAAAUAAUAGAAAUAGAAUCAAGAUUGGCUGGCUCAUUGGCUAUGUAUAACCGAGUACAAAACAAAAAUGCUGAGCUUGAAGAACAACUUGAUCUCCUCACAAAAAAGAACUUUGAACAAGAACGAUGUGCGUACGAGGCUGAAAAAAAUGCCCGAGAGAGCAUGCAACUGGUCGAGAGCGCAAUGAUAGAACGUGAUCAGGUUUUAGUGAGAGAAAAACAAAAUUCUGAAGAGUUAGAUCGAUUACAAGAGGUCAUUAAGAAGUUACUUUUUGAUGCUGGUAUUAAAACAAAAAAUGAAGUAAGCAAGGUUAAAGAUCAUUACAAUGAAAAUAUAAAAAAAUUGAUGGAAGAAUUACAGCAUGUGGAAAUGGAAGGAGCCAAUAAGCAAGCACAACUUGAGCGAGCACUCAGAGAAAAAGGAGCAAUUGAAAAAGAACUUGAAAAGAUUUAUCAAGAAGGACCAACUGAAAUUGCGAGAGCAGGGAUGACUUUCGAGCAAUUGCAAAAGAAAAUUAUCUUUGCCGAAAGAACUAAGGAAGAAGCUCUGCAAACCAAAGAAUCCCUCACAUCUCUUUUGCAUAAGCUGGAGAAAAAGCACGAUCAACAAAAAACGCAGCUGUUGCAGGAAAACCAAGAACUUAAGAAACGAAUCAAACAUUUAACCUUUGAAAGUGAAGACAUUGCUGGCAAUAGAAUCAUUCUUAUGGAUGAGAUUGAUAAUUUAAAACGAGAGUUGGUGGUAUCGCAAAGUGUUCAAGAACAAUUGAAACAAAAGUGUGCUACUGAGGUUGCUUCAUUAGAGCAACGUCAUAAAGUGAAAGAGAGGCAAUUUGAUGAGAAAUUGCGAAACGUGGAAGAAAUGAACACACAGAGUGUAAACGAGUUGCGUGAAAUGCUGUCAGCACAACAGAAAAUGGGAUAUAAGUGGAAAGAGGAAUCGCAAGUUUUAUCUAAAAAGUUCGAGGACACCGUUUCGUCCUUGAGAAAUGAAAUAACAAAACAAAAUAAAAGAAAUGACGUCGUUACUCAUGAGCUUCUAGAAGCAAAACGUCACAGUAAACAGAUCGAAGAUGAUCUUUUAUCAACACAAGUACAGUUACAGAAAGCACAAUCAAUAGCUGUUGAUGCUGAGAGCAGAGCUGAAGCUGCCAGUAAACAGGUAGAGACUUUACUGAAUAGAGAGAGGCAACUACUUGACGAUCGUAAGAUUCUUCACAAAGAAUUGGAAACGUCUAGAGUUCAAAGGAAACAUAAUGGAAGUUUUUUCACCCGACACGCUCUAAAGGAUUCGUAUAAUAAUGAUUCAAUGAACUCCAUGGAAGGAUUGCAAAAAUCAUUGCGUCAUUCGAAAUAUUCAGAAAGAAUUGCAUGACGUAUGUAUACGUUGAAGUCUGUCGCUUGGCUUUUGUACUUCUCUUUAUGUUUGAAGCACUUUCUUAAUGUCAGCAGCUGGGGAGAAGAAUGUUACUGUUAAACUCAUAGUGAAAAUUUGUGUUCAGUAUUGAAAAGACUAUUCAAGUCUUAUUGCUUUUUGGAGUACGAAGACGCUAAUGUAAGCACAAAAACUGACCAAACCGAAGAUUUUCGAGUAAAAAAGUAUUUACGUAGCUACGUAUUAAAAUUUUGAAGCUAAUUUUAAGGAAUAGCUAUCGGUCAAAUUUAUCAAGGAUUGAUAGUUCUCAUUAGAUUUGCCGAUAACAAAGCAGAAUGAAAAGAAUGAUUUCAUGAAAUAAUUAAAUACAAGUAUAAUAUUUCGUGUGCCGUGCACGUGGAGUUUGGUUAUUGCUCUUACUUUAUUGUUCGUAAUUGUUAAUGUAAGUAAACAAGCGUUUUGAAUAGAACUUCGACGUACAUUUAUUUUGAGUGGAUGAUGCAGAUGAUGUACUUAGUUAUAUGAGAUAAAGAUGGAAAUAAAGGUGUAGACUCAAGGA
Molecule: messenger RNA, 2916 nt
Organism: Xenia sp. Carnegie-2017
Lineage: Eukaryota; Metazoa; Cnidaria; Anthozoa; Malacalcyonacea; Xeniidae
Product: sodium channel and clathrin linker 1-like
Exons: 26
Coding region: 129-2357 (742 amino acids)
Biological process (GO): cilium assembly; clustering of voltage-gated sodium channels; centrosome cycle
Cellular component (GO): centrosome; centriole
Source: RefSeq, a predicted model, not a curated record